This is a messenger RNA of Phragmites australis (common reed), 1062 nucleotides long. RefSeq lists its product as uncharacterized. Bases 159 to 917 code for a protein of 252 amino acids. Lineage: Eukaryota; Viridiplantae; Streptophyta; Magnoliopsida; Poales; Poaceae. The record is from RefSeq and is a predicted model, not a curated record. The transcript is spliced from 6 exons.
UCCCAAAACAACACGCACGGACGCAGUAACAACUCCGCCACGGAUACAGCAAAGCGCACGUCUCCCCUCCCUCCCCUCUCCUCGCCGUUCGGGUUGGGGGCGUUGCGAAGCGAGACAAGCCACCGGCCCCGCCCCGUCGCCGCACGCCUAGGGUUUCGAUGGAGCCCGCCUCUUCGUUCACGUCACCUUCCACGGGGGAGGCGGGGGCGAGGCGGAGGUUGCCGGAGGAGCUGAAGCUGCGGCGGAAGACGCUGGAGACGGUGCUGGAGCAGUGCCAGCGCGCGCUCGAUAUCAUGUGCGAGGGCGAUGGUCUGGAGGAGCCCGCCGAGGCGGCGGAUCAGAAGGAGGGGGACGGCGAGGCGAACGGCGACGGGUGCGGUGACGACGUGGCGCAGCCGCCGGCCCCGUCGGACGCCGACUACGAGACAGACGAGCUGUGUGAUCUUCUCCAAUCAAGGGUUCAAUCACCUGAAUUUCUCGAUAAGCUAGGCAGCAUUCAGAAGUCAGUAUAUCAACAUGGUGCAGUAGAUAAAACUGUAUCAUGGGAUAUUAUAAGCGCAACAGAUAUAUGGGAUGAUAAGAGUAUGAAUGUUAGUGACGAUUCAGAGGAUGGAUAUGUUCUCGUUAAGCAAGAGGACAUUGUUGAUGGGAUUGCAUGCUUUAUGGCUGCAUACUUGAUGUCACUGAAACAAACUAAGGACUUAACGCCCAAUCAACUUCAACAAGCUCUUAGCAAGACAUUUUCAGCUAAAAAGAGGAAAAGCAAACUUCAAAAGGCAUGGGAUGGAACAAAAGUGGUUUACAAUAUAGCAUCAUGGAGCACGACAGCUAUUGGUAUCUACCAGAAUCCAGCGAUUGUACAAGCAGCAAGUGCAGCCUUUUGGACAUCCUGUCGUGUAAUAUCCAAGUUUCUGUGAUGCAAACCUGCACUCAUUGUGUGGCUGCGGGCAACGCCAAAGGCUUCCCUGUGUUUCCAAAGAUCAAAGGGAAGCAUUGUUGCCAAACUUUGCGGUACACUUACAUUAUGAUGCAAAUAUUCCCCCAGGCGCAAGUUCGUUGAUA